GAGGGACCUGGGAAAUCUGUCUAGCGUGAGCUGUGGGUCAAGGGGCGGAGCAGCCUGCUUGUUUGGGAUUUGUAUUCCCAGAGAGGAAGUGAAAGUGAAAUGGUUGGGAGCUUUCCCAGAAGCAGACUGCAUCCUGCCCUUCCCAGAAGGAGGGCUGUUAACCCAGAGGGUUGCUUCCCAGGUAAGUCCCUGGCUCUUUGUGCCUUUCUCCUCCCCAACCUCUCUGGGUAAGAUUGGAUUGGGGACCAUUAUAUAAAUGCUGUUUGGAGCUGGUAUGAGAGGAAACUGUUACUGGGUGACAACAGCAGUGUCCAAGUGCAAAGGCCCACGGCUCUAGGCCUGCCCUCUGAAGUCCCAGAGGCUCAGAUGGACUGUCGGAGGGAAGGAGCCUGAGAAGAUGGGCUGGCUGAACUCCACUCUCCGUUUCCAGAGGAAGCUACAAACACCAGGCUUGCUUGCUUCUGACACAGUCAUCAUGACCCUGAGACACUGUUGGACAACAGACCCUAGUUCUUGGUGGGUCCUGCUUCUCUAUGUCCAUGUCGUCAUUCUGGCCAGAGGCACGUGUGCACCUCACACAAAGGACCCGUGCUCUUCCUGGUCUCCAGCAGGCCCACCUCAGCAGUACCCAGCACUGCACGUGAUCUGGCCAGAGGAAGAAGUGCCACUAAAUGGAACGCUGACCUUGUCCUGUGCUGCCUGCAGCCGCUUCCCCUACUUGAGCAUCCUCUACUGGCUGGGCAACGGUUCUUUCAUUGAGCACCUCCCAGGCCGGCUGAGGGAGGGUCACACAAGUCGGGAACACAGGAACACCAGCACUUGGUUACAGAGAGCCUUGGUGCUAGAGGAACUGAGCCCCACCCUACGAAGCACCAACUUCUCCUGCCUGUUUGUGGACCCUGGACAGGUGGCCCAGAAUCACAUUGUUCUGGCCCAGCUCUGGGAUGGGUUGAAAACAGUCCUGACCCCUUCUCAAGAAAUCCUGUCCAGCCACAGCCCAGGACCCACAUCAGCAGGGCCUGGGGUCAGCAUGCAGCCAGCCGCAGCAUGGCCUUGACUGGAGCCUGGCUCUCAUCGACCUGGAGGGUGAAGGCUCACCGUAGGCUCUGCUCCAUUUCUACCUAGAAUAUCAUAGUAAUUAAAUUAGAAUUCCCCCUGCUUG
Molecule: messenger RNA, 1162 nt
Organism: Arvicola amphibius (Eurasian water vole)
Lineage: Eukaryota; Metazoa; Chordata; Mammalia; Rodentia; Cricetidae
Gene: Il18bp
Product: interleukin 18 binding protein
Exons: 5
Coding region: 398-1057 (219 amino acids)
Biological process (GO): T-helper 1 type immune response
Molecular function (GO): interleukin-18 binding
Source: RefSeq, a predicted model, not a curated record